Molecule: messenger RNA, 3239 nt
Organism: Cherax quadricarinatus
Lineage: Eukaryota; Metazoa; Arthropoda; Malacostraca; Decapoda; Parastacidae
Source: RefSeq, a predicted model, not a curated record
GUUUGGUAAUCUCAUUUUAUGUAAUGUAUUUCAUGUGAUGGUAAUAAUAGUAGAAAGAAAACGGUAAGAGCCAGUGGGCUGUGCCAGUCCUCCAGCUCCACAGUCGUGGUGGUGCUGCUGCUGCCUUCAUCACUACUCUGCUUGUUAAAUAUAACCUUGAGCCAAAAGUGACAGUAAUAUACAUUUAAAGCACUAGACUACGCACCGUCCAACUGAGGAAUAUGAGGAGACAAAAGGGAGUCAAGAUCUAAUGGAAAUUCUCGUAUUGUAGAUCAUCAGGACCUACUCUUCAUAAUACAUAAUGGAUGCCUUGUCAAUGGAGGAACUUAAUGGGUUGAGAAUGAUAAUGGCUGUUAAACUCUGUGGUCAACGUGUCUUGCAUAAAACAUUCUGUUGGGGAACCCCAGAUAAACCUAGUAACAUGAAACUGGAUGAUUACUUAAAAAAUUUAAAAAAACUGAAUCCAAAAUCAUCUGCAAAUUACUUGAAAGUGUCAGGGAAACUAAGAGAUUUUGACAAAGCUCAAGAGAAUUUAAUAAAUAUGAGUGUAGAUGGAUCAAUGUUUGAUGUAUCAAUGCUCUAUCAUUGCAUCAAACUUGCCUGUGAAAAUGUGGCCUCGUUCAAUGACUUAGUGUGGCGUGAUAAAAGUACGGAAAUGGAGUACUACGUGACUGCUAUAAAGGAUAUGAGGAAUGAUGUUCUUCACGGUAAACAUUCAUUCACUGAUACAGAGAUAAAUGAAAAGACAAAGGAGUUACUAGAUCUUUUAUUUAACUGUCUUAAGACAUCGAGAGAUCGGUAUAAACGGGAUCAGGACGAAGUGGAUAGAGAGAUCAAGCAGAUCACUGAAGAUCUGAAACUCAUCAUGAAUAAAACUUUUGGCGUUGAUGAUUUAGUAAUAAAUAUCAGAGAUGAUCUGAAGGAACUUAUAAUAGAGAAGAGUAGUGCAAUACUGAAAGACUGCUUCCAAAAAAAAUGCUAUUUAAACCCUCUGUCUUUCAUCAUCAAGAAUUUGCGCCUAAAAGUAAGUGAAAUAUUUGUUGAUGUCGAAGUGAAACAGGGAAAACGUGGAGGUGAAGGUGAAAGUGUAGACUAUAAACAUCUUCUUAAGCUUGUUCAUAACACAGCCGCAUAUUCUACGACCUCUGCCUCGCUGCAACAAAGUUUACUGACACGACCUCAAGUACUCCUUCUGGAAGGUUUGGCAGGAAGCGGCAAGACGACUUUAAUGAAGUUAAUCACAGAAGAAUGGAUACAAGGUGGUCAAGGUAUGAUGGAAGGCUUAGAUUUUAUGAACUCCUUCUGUGGGUACAAUGUAGGGACCCUAUCAUCAAAUCCCCUCACGGUCUCUUGGACAUGUUGAUGCCUGAUGUUUCUACGAACUUUAAGAACCUCCUGCUAAGAGUUAUGAAACUUUGUAAGCUCCUAAUUAUCGUUGACAGCCUGGAUGAAAUCAACGAGCAAUCUGAAAACCUCAUCAAAAGUCUUUUACAAGAAUGCCAAAAUUCUUCUCACACAACAUUUCUGUGCGCAUCAAGACCAGAAAAAGUUGAAAUAUUCGAGCGGAUGAUCCCUCAAGAAUAUGAUGUGACAAAUAUUGAAUUACAAGGAAUAACUGAUCAAGUAAUGCCACAGUUCGUUCAACGGACUCAUCAAGAGAUAUCUAAAAAAACAAACAGUAAUCAAAGCACUAACAAACUGGUAGAUGUGGUGAUAAGACUAACAAGUUUUCAGGAACACUUAAGACUCCCUCUUAAUUUAACAUUCUUUAUUUACAUCUUGAACCAAAAAUCAGAAAAUUUAAACUUGUUGUCUCUCACCGAAACGGAACUUUACUAUGAAAUUCAUCUAAUGUGGCGAAAGAAGUUAAAAGAGAGAUUAGUGAUUAUAAAUCCAAGGUUCAAGGAAAUGAGUAAGAGGGACCUAGAUUAUAAGGUUAAUAUAAUUUUGAGAGAGAUGUAUGUGGUAGCGGUAGAGACCUUCCCACAUGACCAGUUGACCCUUGAGAAUGAGAUGAUAAAUCGAUUAUGCACUGUUUCUAGCACUCAAGAGUUGCCUUCCCAAGAGGUCUUUUCAACAUUUCUUUGUUUGAAACCCAUUACGACAAAGCAUAGCGUCAAGAAACAGUACUCUCUACCGCACAAAGGACUGAGGGACUUCUAUUGUGCUUUGCAUAUUGCAAUGACGCUCAAAGAGCAGUUUUCUGCUUUGCCAUCAUCAUUUAACCAGCAACCUCCUGAGUCUGCUCAGGCACCUAAUUCUGACUCUCCCGCAGAAACAUUAGACCCUUCUGUAACGAUCCGGGGAAUUUUGGAAAAGACUAUCAAUGUAGCAAUAAUGGAUAUAACCAAGUUUCAGAAUAUUUUUGUGCAUGUGGCCGAGCUCCUGCGUCAGUUAUUUGAUCAGGUACCUAAAGUGAUCACAGAUGAAGUUGUCCAUCUUUUACGUGAGUCUGGGGUAAUGGACAACUACCAUUGUCUGAAUCUCCUUGAAACCCCCAGUGCGAAUUCAGCCACAUAACAACCUAUACUCGCUUGAAGCUCUGUGGCUCUCCCUCCCCCAUGAUUAUAAUAAUAAUAAUAAUAAUAAUCUGUGGCUCUGCAACCAUUCCUCAAGACAUUUAAGGUGCGAAAUAUUAUCUAUUGUAAGCCUGACGAACUAUCUCAACGGCAAGAACUACUCAAAACUUUGCUCAUCAUAAAUGCACAAGCCUGAGUGUAGACCACCACCGUUAUCAUGCAGUUCUAAGUUGCACAAGCGAAUCAUUUGCUUAUAAAUCAGCCUCUUUGAUCUAGAUUAAGAUUUUGCUACCAAAGGUGCUAGUUAAUUGUGCAGCUUAUAUUUAUCCUAUGGACAGUAGAUCAAGAAAAUUUAAAAAUACAAAAGACCUAGGAAUUAGACCCUAAAAAGGAUUACCAGCAGUGUAUAUUGGGAUUUAGAUACUUUAUUUUGCCUGCUACAAGCAACCUCAGGGUAUUUGCAUAUAUACCUAGUCUGAUAUUCUCUUUUAGUAAGAUAAAUUACACAUCACACAGGUUAUCAUAAUGUCGGUCUCUAUAUUCCUUAAUUAAGAAGUGAGCAACCAAACACAUGUGUUCAAUAAUGUGAUUAUAAGACUGUCCACAUAAUUUACAUUUAGUUUGAUUAUUUGUACAUAUACCAGACUGCCAGAACCUGUAAAGAACCUGUUGUGGCUACCACAACUCUCAUUGUGAGUUCUUAUAAAGAUGUAACCAAAU